This is a messenger RNA of Trichophyton rubrum CBS 118892, 1662 nucleotides long. RefSeq lists its product as uncharacterized. The transcript is spliced from 6 exons. Gene Ontology annotation, biological process: proteolysis. The record is from RefSeq and is a predicted model, not a curated record. NCBI's taxonomy places the organism in Eukaryota, Fungi, Ascomycota, Eurotiomycetes, Onygenales, Arthrodermataceae. Gene Ontology annotation, molecular function: dipeptidyl-peptidase activity; serine-type exopeptidase activity. Bases 1 to 1662 code for a protein of 553 amino acids.
AUGGUGCAGAUUGCGUCGUGGGAUAAAUCCGUUCAUUCAUCCUCUCACACCAUGUUCAAGCUUACGGCCUGCCUGCUACUGCUUGUAGCUGCAGUACAAGCUAAACUCCCGGUUACUCCGAUCAGCCAGCUCCGCGCUGAGUCCCAUCGUAACAAGGCUCUUGUUGCCCGUAGUCAGGAUGUGAAUGCUGCGUUCCCUGCGCAUACUAUCCAAAUCCCCAUCGACCAUUUCCCAAAGAGUAGCCGAUAUGAACCUCACACCACGGAGAAGUUCAACCUGCGAUACUGGUUUGAUGCUAGCCAUUACAAGGAGGGUGGCCCUGUGAUCAUUCUUCAUGGCGGAGAGACUAGUGGUGAAGGUCGCAUUCCAUUCCUUCAGAAGGGUAUCCUGGCCCAGCUUGCACAGGCAACAAAUGGUAUCGGAGUAAUCAUGGAGCACCGAUACUACGGUGGCUCCCUUCCAACUCCCGAUUUCUCGAACAAGAGCUUGCGCUUCUUGACAACCGAACAAGCACUUGCUGAUACGGCUUACUUCUCCAAGAAUAUCAAGUUCCCGGGUCUUGAGAAAUAUAACUUGACUGCUCCUGGUACUGCGCAUAUCGUGUACGGUGGCUCAUAUGCUGGUGGACAAGUUGCCUUCCUCCGAACCCAGUACCCUGAUAUCUUCUGGGGAGCCAUUUCUUCCUCUGGUGUGACCAAGGCCAUAUACGAUUACUGGCAGUACUUUGAGCCCAUCCGUCAGGAGGCUCCUCAGGACUGUGUCCAUGUCACCCAAAACUUCGUUGAUAUCGUUGACAACAUUAUUAUCCAUGGAAAGAACGCCAACACCACCAAAGAGUUGAAGAACUUGUUUGGUCUUGGCCGCCUCCGUGAUGCUGACUUUGCCAAUGCCCUCUCCUCUGGUAUUACUGGAUGGCAGUCCACCAACUGGGACCCUGCUAUCAGCGGCAAGAGCUUUUACCAGUACUGCAGUGAAAUCACCAGUGACCGUUACCUCUAUCCGGUUACUGCCCAACAGAAGGCUUCUGCUAAGCGUAUCAUCGAGGCCGGCGGACACGGACGUGAGGCUCCCGAGAUCCUACCCCAGCUGCUCAACUUUGUCGGUUGGCUCAACAAGAGCACCUUGGAGUCCUGCUCCGGCCAGGGCCAAACUGCUGAGGAGUGCCUGAACUCCUACGAUGAGGCCUUUUACAAGCAGGAUAAUGCCGACCAGAGCUGGAGAGCAUGGCCCUGGCAAUAUUGCAACGAAUGGGGAUACCUGCAGACCGGCAGCGGUACUCCCAAGAACAUCCGUCCUGUCAUUUCCCGACUGAUCGACCUGCCAUACACUUCCAACAUCUGCAAGCAGGCCUUUGGCAUCACCAAGCCAUCCAACGUUGACCUUGUCAACAAAUAUGGCGCUUUCGAUAUCGAGUAUGACCGUCUUGCCUUUAUCGAUGGAGGUUCAGACCCAUGGAAGGAGGCCGGUGUCCACGCGACUGCUGCCAGAAAGCGAGGAACCUCCACCAACAAGCCGUUUAUCCUCAUCCCUGACUCUGUCCACCACUGGGACGAGAACGGACUCUAUCCCAACGAGACCACCGCCGAGCUUCCACCACAGCGGAUCAAGGAAGUCCAGGCUGAGGAAGCCCGCUUCGUCAAGGAAUGGAUGAAGGGUAAGUGA